Molecule: messenger RNA, 1392 nt
Organism: Dermacentor silvarum
Lineage: Eukaryota; Metazoa; Arthropoda; Arachnida; Ixodida; Ixodidae
Product: kinesin-like protein KIF18B
Exons: 2
Coding region: 1-1392 (463 amino acids)
Biological process (GO): microtubule depolymerization; microtubule-based movement; mitotic sister chromatid segregation
Cellular component (GO): mitotic spindle astral microtubule; mitotic spindle midzone; nucleus
Molecular function (GO): ATP binding; plus-end-directed microtubule motor activity; microtubule binding
Source: RefSeq, a predicted model, not a curated record
AUGGCAGUGCGCAUGCGCCUACUGAGCGAUCGUAACUCCGAGACCACCAGCACCGCCCUCGUGGUCCUCACGCCCGCGCCCAUGGUACGGCGAACUCCCGCAUCAUCGAGGCACCCUGCCACGGAGGAAUCUACAAUGGUGUCGCCAAACCGCAAGAGACGUUCUAACGAGGCCGCGCAGUCGUCAGCCACGAAACGUCGCCAAUCGAAGAAAGACCCGCUGUCGCCAGGGGUUUGGUUGAACGUGGCAGUGCGUGUGCGCCAACUGAGCGUUCGUGACUUUCAGACAACAAGCAUCGUCCGCGUGCUGGACGACAGGUGCCAUGUGCUCGACCCCAAGGCCAAUGCGGAGUCUUUACGGAUAUUUACGGACCACAAUAUUCAAGACGGGGGUAACGUCAAGGCCAAUAAAAACCAAACGAUCACGUUUGAUGAGUUCUUGGAUGAAAGAAAAGAGAAUGUGUACGUGUUUGAGAAGACCACCGGGGCCAUGCUGACGAUGCUCCUUGAAGGGUGCAAUUCCUCUAUUUUCGCGUGCAGUUCGACUGGCGCCGACAAAGCUUUCGCUUUACUGGGCUCCAAGGAAUUCCACGGAAUGGUCUCCCUCAUCCCCAGCGAGUUUUACCAGCGCGUGGACAAGCUGCGGUCAGAGGGCCAGACAUGCGACGUAGCAGUCGCCUGUCUGGAAGUCUACAACAAGGUUGUUCAAGACCUGCUUUGCCUCGACCCGGCCAAGGGCAUUGCCAUAUUGAACCUCACCAUACACAAGGUGAAGGAGGCCGGCACCCUCCUCGAGCUGCUCUUGAAAGGAAACAAGAACCGGUCUCAGCAUGCCACCCGCGCUAAUGCUGAGUCUUCUUGGUCGCAAGCCAUCUUCGAGAGCUACGUCACAUUAACGGAGACUGCGACAAGUACGAGGAAGGAAACUCGCAUCUGGAUGUGCUAUGCUGACCUUGCCGGCUGGGAACAUGCAGCUGCGGCCAGUAGGGACACAAAGGAUCGGAUGCGCAACGGUACCAAGCUCAACCUGUCACUCCUGGCCCUCGGCAACUACAUCGACCCCCGCUCGAAGAAGGGGACGAAGCACGUGCCGUACCAGGACUCCAAGCUCACCCACAUCCUCAAGGACUCGCUGGGUGGCUCGGGCAACGUCCUUGUGAUUGGGACAGCGACGGCGUUGAAGCUCAACUGCACGCCAACGUACAGCUCUCCCAUCGAGAAGUACAAGCACAGGGUCGAACGCCUUCAGCGUAAGCUCGAGAAGAUGGAAUUGAGGAAGGCUGUAGUUGAGGAUGAGGUGCGAGAGCGAAAAGACUGUCUGAUCGCCGAGACGCCCUGCUGCACGCUCAGUCAACCAGAGGGGGGCGGGGGGCAGUGGUCCAGCGACGUCUAA